Chenopodium quinoa (quinoa) is the source of this 2336-nucleotide messenger RNA. RefSeq names its product putative nuclear RNA export factor SDE5. Bases 464 to 2038 code for a protein of 524 amino acids. The record is from RefSeq and is a predicted model, not a curated record. Lineage: Eukaryota; Viridiplantae; Streptophyta; Magnoliopsida; Caryophyllales; Amaranthaceae. The transcript is spliced from 12 exons.
AUUUUUAUGGCUUCAAAAAAGUUGUCAUUUGACCAAAUUGAAAUUGAUGGGUCAAUGUGGAGUCAACAACCAUGAACCAUUUGUUUACUCAUUGAGUAGUAUAGUACAUACUAUACCAAAAGCAUGAAAUAAUAGCUUGGAAAUUACGCCAAAUGCAGAACGCUUACUGGUUGCAGUAAUAUUGUUUCUUGAUAUUUUUAUAUGUUCUACGAAAUUUGAAAGCUUAGAAAGAUGCAAAAUCAUGAAUAUUGAAGUGGGUAUUACAAUUUAACUGCUUUUUUCAAAUUCAAUGAUCUUUUCUUUUUCCUUCUAAAUUAUUACUGUAUUUUCUGGGCGAUUAGAAUUUUGUAACUAUAAAAAGAAAGUGGGAUUUUUUUUUUUUUUUCCUUCUUAUUUGUUGGUUUGAAGAUUGAAGCCCUAAAUUCUGAAGAAAGUCUCCAGAAGUCAAAGAAACCUCAUCAGAAUGGAGGAUCCAACAAUUACAAAAGAACUGGACAAUGAAGACAAGGCAUUGAAGAGUCUGCUUGAUACUUUUGGUUCUGCAUUUUCUCUUGAGGAGAUUGCUUCUGCUUUUUGCAAGGCAGGCCGAGAUGCUACCUUAGUUGGUGAUAUAUUGUGUGGGAUGCAGACAGGUCCAUCUGCCGAUGCAACCCAUGAAUCAAAUGGAUUGAUUAAUGGUGAAAUUUCUUCAGAAACUCCUAAUUAUAAUAACUAUGACAAGUCACAUGAUGCUAAUAGGAGCAGCUCUCAAGCGUCGAAGUUGAAAAGAAAUCCUACCUCGGUGGGUACAAAUUCUAGUUUUUCUGGGAAAGAAUAUGUUUGGCGCGUUGUUGGAUCAAAUAGAAGUCCUAAUGCAACAAAGCCUGUGAAAGUAGAGAUGCGUUCAGUGGCUCCUGUUUCACAUGCUAGUGGGAAAAAUUGUGUUUGGCGCAUUGCCGGAUCAAAUGGAGCUCUCAAUGGGACAGAGCUUUUGAAACUAGAGGCAAAUGAUUUCUCAGUGCCUGUCAAUACUUCUGAAGAACCCUUGCUUUCAAGGGAUGCUAAUUUGAUUUCUUCUGAUAGAUCCUCAUCAGCAAGCGAUGUCAGUUCAAAUGAUGACAUUGAGAAUUUUCUGUUUGAAAUGCUUGGACAUGGAUCUCAACUGGAAAGAAGUGCUAUUCGAGAAGUCUUAGGUCAUUGUGGAUAUGACAUGAAGAAGAGCAUGGAGACAUUGCUAGCUCUUAUGGCUGAAAAUAUUGACAAAAGGAAUCAAUGCGAGGAAAUUAAUCUGCAGACGAACUCCAAGGGUCUUUCAUUUGAAAAUCAAGUGCAAAAGCAAAGUAAUGAGAGUAGGACCAUGAGAACCAAUUUAAUCCCAUCAAGGAUAUCCAGUGAUAGUUGUGAGCAAGCAGACUUGAUUGUGAGUGCUCCUGUUCUGAAAAAUGCUACAAGAUCUUGGGCAACCAGAGAAAUUGUGACUGAGCCUUUGAAUGAUGUUGCUGAGGAUUGUGAGGUUAAGGCCACAAGUCUUCACUUUAACAAUGUGAAAGAUGAUGCCAAAGAGGGUAGCUAUUAUAUCCUUCGCAAAGCUGUAAAAGAGCAUCGUGAAACAAUGAAGCAGUAUUAUGAAGCUGCUACAGAAGCGUUUGCAAAGGGUGAUCGUGGACGGGCGACAUUACUGCUGGAAAAGGGACAAUUCUUUUACAAUAAGGCUCGUGAAGCUGACGAAGAAUCUGCUUCAAAAAUUUUUGAAACCAGUGAUGGUAGUGGGGAUGGCGAGAUGCGAGAAGAAAUGUCUCUUGACUUGCAAGAUCACGAUGCUAAAGAAGCAAUACGUCUUGUGAAAAUUCACCUUCGUACACUCUCUGGAAUUCCUAUGGUUAGGGAUCUGAAAAUUAUUAUUGGAACUGGUGAUCAAGAUGCUGAAAAGCGCAAGCGAUUGAUUUCAAAGCUAUUGCAGAGGGAAGCCAUUAGAUGGAUUGAAGAUGAGACUUCUAGUGCAAUCUUGAUACGCUUAGAUGAAAUCAACCCUAAAAGCCUUAGCUUUGGUCGAAAAUAAUACGUGAAUAUUGUACACACGGGUUUUGCUUCAUAUUGAAUUCAUCCAAAGACCAUUUGUGCUUAUAUCUUGUUGUUCAUGAAGAACCCAAUAUAUGGUCAUCGUUCAUCUUGAAGGCUAUUUUCAUGGUUGUUGGUUCUUAAGGUAUUUAUUGUAAAGAAUGUAAACUAAUCAAUAUUUUAAAAGUUAUCUAUGAAAGGAAAGAAAUUACAAUUUCAAGUUUUUAGAGCUAAAUAACUAAUUGAAUGAAAGUCAAAAGAUAUCUACUAUAAAGAUGUGAGACCAGCAUAAUUAUGCA